This is a messenger RNA of Aspergillus viridinutans, 1197 nucleotides long. RefSeq lists its product as uncharacterized. Gene Ontology annotation, biological process: protein phosphorylation. NCBI's taxonomy places the organism in Eukaryota, Fungi, Ascomycota, Eurotiomycetes, Eurotiales, Aspergillaceae. Bases 1 to 1197 code for a protein of 398 amino acids. The record is from RefSeq and is a predicted model, not a curated record. The transcript has 2 exons. Gene Ontology annotation, molecular function: protein kinase activity; ATP binding.
AUGAUAGACGAUGUCCUUCAAUCCCGAUACCGAGUAGCCCACAAGCUGGGCUACGGAACAUACUCAACUACCUGGCUGUGCCGGGACUGCCAGACUAAUAAAUAUGUGGCAGUCAAGGUCGGAACGGCCGAGUCAAACAGUCGAGAGGCUGACGUCCUCGACUAUCUCAACCAUUCGUCCCCACUUGAUUACCCAGGCAGGGCAAUGAUACCCUCUGUUCAAGACAGAUUCGUCCUCCACGGCCCUAAUGGCCACCACCCUUGCUACGUGACAGCCCUAGCAAUGUGCAGUGUGUCUGGUGCGAAGGACGCAUCAUAUAAACGCAUCUUUCAGGCCAAGACAGCUCGUUCACUUAUCGUGCAGCUCGUAUUAGCUGUUGAGUGCAUUCACAGUAAAGGAGUUGUCCAUGGAGAUCUUCACACCGGCAAUGUCCUUCUGCGUCUCCCGGCCGAUUUUGAUCAACUCUCAAUUGAGCAGCUAUACGAAAGAUACGGUUCACCUGCGCCAGAGCCAGUUGUUCGGCUUGAUGGUAAACCCCUUGAGUCUAGCAUUCCAGUUAGCGUCGUUCCUCCGAUCUGGCUUGGAAAAGCUUCAGAGCAACUUACCACCUCAGAAUCUAACGUCUUGCUGAGCGAUUUCGGAGAGGCAUACAGACCAUUAAACGAGCAUAGGUGUAGCUCACACGCUCCCUUGUCCUUUGUUCCGCCUGAAGCCCGAUUCGAGCCAGAACAGGGCCUUUCCUUCCCAGCUGACAUCUGGAGUCUCGCAUGUUCCAUAUGGAUAAUACUUGGCCAGCGUCCCUUGUUUGAGGACAUCCUUGCCACACCGGACGACAUCACUGCGGAGCAGGUUGAUACUCUAGGAAAUCUACCUCUACGGUGGUGGAAGAAAUGGGAAGCGAGACACGAAUAUUUUGAUGAGAGUGGACAACCAAAGCAGGGUCGACAGGUGAGGUCUUGGGAUGACCGCUUUGAAAACCACAUUCAAUUCCCACGACAGAAGGCUGGAAUUCCGGGGUUUGAUGUAGAGGAGAAAGCUGCUGUUAUGGAUAUGCUGCGGUCGAUGCUGUCGUUCGAGCCAAAGAAGCGGUUAACCGCACACGACGUCCUGAAAUGUGAGUGGAUGGAGAAGUGGGCAUUGCCGGACUUUGAGAAAUUUCACUCCUGGGAGCAUGGGGGUUGCGAAAAGUUAGCAUAA